Molecule: messenger RNA, 1534 nt
Organism: Spinacia oleracea (spinach)
Lineage: Eukaryota; Viridiplantae; Streptophyta; Magnoliopsida; Caryophyllales; Amaranthaceae
Product: probable RNA-binding protein ARP1
Exons: 5
Coding region: 264-1139 (291 amino acids)
Molecular function (GO): RNA binding
Source: RefSeq, a predicted model, not a curated record
GGAGAGAGAUGAGUUCACGUUGCUAAGAAGCUAAGAGACAAGUAUAGCACUACAAUUCCUAAUCACCAUAUUCUUACCUGUCAUUACCUGUCUCAAUUCAAAAUUCCCAUACUGUCCUUCUUCCCCUUAUAUUUCCCGGGCCCCCUUGUCUUAAUUUCACUCCUCUAUUAUUCCUUCUUCUCUAAAAAGUAAAAACUCAGCUUCCAUUACAUAUAUACUACUAGUCUACUACACUUGAUAAAUCUUAUCUAUCUAAUUCUAAGAUGACAAUGAGCGACUACAACAACAACGACAAUAGUAAUACUAAAUCGCAAUUCGGCGACACAACACUUACGAAAGUUUUCGUAGGAGGGUUAGCAUGGGAGACGCCUAAGCAAUCAUUGUACGAACAUUUUGAGAAGUACGGUGAGAUCUUGGAGGCGGUUAUCAUUUCCGAUAAGAUCACCGGUCGAUCCAAGGGUUAUGGCUUUGUGACUUUUAAGGAGGCAGAGGCAGCAAAGAAGGCAUGUGAAGAUGCAACACCAAUUAUCAACGGCAGACGUGCUAACUGCAACCUAGCUGCACUAGGGGCUCGCCGUCCACCUCGAGCAUCUUCCACCACUCCGCAACCCUAUCAACGGCAAGUGUCAAACAAUAGCAACACCAAUGUUGGUGGUACCACCACGGCUGCUGCACCUACUGCUGCAGGUCAUGUGCAGUGGUACUAUCCUGCUGCUGCUGGUCGUGCUAGUUCGCCUACUACAACGACACCGUUUCAUCCCCAUCAAGCUGUUCCUUUCUAUGGGUACUCUCCAACCUAUAUUGCAGCUGAUGUUGGCUACAAUCAUAAGUUAAGCUACAGUGGUGGGGCCUACAUAAACGGUGGGCAGCAUUACACACAGAUGUAUCCAGGUCAGGCUAUGAUGGCGGGAGCAAACACAUUGAUGCCAUAUUACCCAUUUUACCCUUACUCUCACCAUCACCACCACCACCACCAACAUCAACACCAAUCCCAUCACCAGGCUGCUGCUAUGGGCCUACCAGCCCACAUUUUCCCACCUUCUUCUGCUGGCCCAAUUACUGUUUCUCCUCCCAUUAUCUCUAAGCCCAUUACUCCCAUUUGCGUAACCCCUCCCUCAGUGUGCUUGACAGUGGAGUAGGUUCAAUUGGAGCAAGGGAGAGCUUAAAGAAAGGAAGAAUCAUUCAAUAAUUGCAAGCAAAAGAAGAAUGCAUGGAAGAUUGUGUCUUUGGCUCAGAAUCACAUUAUUAUCAUCUCAUCAAGAAUGGCUCAUCUUUCCAACCAAAACAAGAUAAAAGGGCCCCAAAAAAACCCUAAUUUUUUAAUCCAAUUUUUUUAAUUAUUAAUUGAUUUUCUUAGGUAUUGGAUAAUUAAUUAAUUACAAUUAAUAUAUUCAUUUAUUCUACUCCCUCUAGUUUUCUUCUCUAACCCACAUGAUCAUGGAAAUCAUGUUGUGUAAUAAUAUCAUAGUACUUAUGUAAUCUCUCCUACAUAUCCAAAAUCGAAAUAUAUAUAAAAAAUGUUAUAAUUAUUUUA